CUGAAAUUGUUAACUCAUUAGCUCGUUAGCUGCUUAGCAAAUUCUAGAGUUCAAAAAAAAAAAAAAUACAAGUCUAUAGCUUUCUAUAUAUAUAGAGCUACAGCUAUGGAUCAGCAGCAGCAGCGCAAGGACAAAAUCGCUUUGUACAAAGCGAAGAAAUUGGAGGAGGCCAAGAAGGCGCGACAAAAUCGCGUUGGUAAAGAAGAAAAAAAUGGAGGAAUCAUUAGCUCGUUAGCUGUUACAGCUAUGGAGCAGCAGCGCAAGGACAAAAUCGCCUUGUACAAGAAGAAAAUGGCGGAGGCCAAGAAGGGGCGACCACGUGUGCCGCUCGUCGAUACGUUGCCCGAUCUGUUCCUUCGCAAGCCCACGCAUCCAUCUCGUGUGGCCACCUCGAAGCGCUUGGCCAGUGAAAACGACGCCCGUGGCUCCUCGCCCAAGCGACUGGCUGGCUAUGAGAUACUGAAGCAGGACGAGACCGACAAGGAAAUGGAAAUGGCGAUGUCCGCCAUGGGCGUCGGCUGCAGCUUGGGCAUCACCUUCUCGCCCAAGCGCAAGCGUGUCGACAACAACAACAACGACAACAACAACAACAACACUGAUAAUAGACCAUUCGUUGAGAAGAUGCUGCAGCCGCUGCCGCGGGACGAGCGCGAGACGGUGCCGAUUCCACGCCAGAGCUCAGACUAUGAUUACAUUAAAAUUCAACCGCGGGGCAUUAGGAUCAGCGCCUGCGGCUCAUCAUCGCGUUUGCAUUCAUCGUCCGAUGAUGAUGAUGAUGAUGCUGAUGAUGUUGAUGAUGCUCAAGCUGAGCUCAACAAAUAUAAUGUACACUGAGCAAAGUAAGUUAUGCACUACACUCCACACUAAUAUACACUGUAAAAAUGUUUAGUUAUUUUUAGCAGUUGCAUGUUUCAAUUAAAUUGUAUUAUUAUGUUUAAGCGCU
Molecule: messenger RNA, 943 nt
Organism: Drosophila busckii
Lineage: Eukaryota; Metazoa; Arthropoda; Insecta; Diptera; Drosophilidae
Product: maker331
Exons: 2
Coding region: 106-834 (242 amino acids)
Source: RefSeq, a predicted model, not a curated record